Drosophila ficusphila is the source of this 817-nucleotide messenger RNA. RefSeq names its product charged multivesicular body protein 6-A (gene Vps20). Bases 60 to 686 code for a protein of 208 amino acids. Gene Ontology annotation, biological process: late endosome to vacuole transport via multivesicular body sorting pathway; vesicle budding from membrane. The record is from RefSeq and is a predicted model, not a curated record. The transcript is spliced from 3 exons. Gene Ontology annotation, cellular component: ESCRT III complex; multivesicular body. NCBI's taxonomy places the organism in Eukaryota, Metazoa, Arthropoda, Insecta, Diptera, Drosophilidae.
GCUGUUGGCCUCUCUGGCAAUAACAAAGCCGAGGUGUCAGCACUGCCUCGUAGUUAGUCAUGGGAGCCUUGUUUGGAAAAAGUAGUAAAAAGACGGCUCCUAGCCGGAUUACCGACCAGGACAAGGCGGUGCUGCAACUAAAGCAACAGCGGGAUCGGCUCAAGCAGUACCAAAAACGAAUUGAAACGCAGUUGGAGAAUGAUCGACUUAUGGCCAGGAAGUGCCUUCAGCAAGGUCGCAAGGACCGUGCAAAACUGUUGCUGCGCAAAAAGAAAUACCAGGAAAGUCUGCUGACCAAUGCCGACAAGCAACUGGAAAACCUGGAGAAGCUGGCCUCCGAUCUAGAGUUUGCCCAGGUGGAAAUGAAGGUGCUAGAUGGCCUCAAGGCAGGUAAUGCGGCUCUAAAGAAGGUGCACGACAUGCUGGACAUCGAUGAGGUAGAACGAAUCAUGGACGAAACGCGCGAGGGCAUCGAAAAGCAACAGGAAAUAGACGCCAUACUGACAGAUGUACUGACCACGCAAGACGAGGAGGAUGUCCUGGCCGAACUGGAUGCCCUCGAGGCGGAAGAGGAGCAACAGAAGCUGCCCGAGGUGCCCACCGACGAACUGCCUAUUCCCGUCGAGGAGCCUGAGAAGACCAAAGCAACCAGCAGCAAACCCAAGAAAGUCCUGGUUGAGGCCUAGAUCAUAAACUAAAACGAUACCAAUGCCAUUUUUGUAUGUAUAUAUUGCCGUGAAACUAAAUUUUUUGAUAAGUCCAAUGUGAAAUACAUAUUUUAAUAGACUAUGCUUUCCCUCAGGAAACGGAAAACAAA